UUGUUCAGAGAGUAAGUUAGAAAAUGAGUACCGGGACUUCGUUGCACAGUUCACCGAAGCAGUCACGGAAAAGUAAGAAGAAACAGCUGCUGAAACAGGAGACUCAAAGAUGGAUACCUGUGCAGACCUGCAGCCAUCCAGUUACAAGCCAGUCAAAGACGGUCUGGAAAGUUCAACUACCUUCAGCUUCUUCCGAUCAUGAAUAUUCCAGCAUCGGCACACACAGAUUUGCCAACAAGGUGGAGGAAACUGUGCAGAAUCACAUGGCUUACUCCAUCCAGGAGGAGGGUGGAGGUGCCAACUGGCAACUGGUAGCAGAAGAAGGGGCGAUGAAGGUAUACAGGAGGGAAGUGGAGGAGAACGGCAUCGUCCUGGAUCCCCUCAAAGCGACACAUGCUGUGAAGGGGGUAACUGGACAUGAGGUCUGCCACUACUUCUGGGACACUGCAGUCCGAUUGGACUGGGAGACCACCGUUGAAAAUUUCCACGUUGUGGAAAAGCUCUCUGAUAAUGCCGUCAUUGUGUACCAGACGCACAAGACAGUGUGGCCUGUCGCUCAGAGAGAUGUGCUCUUUCUGUCAGUCAUCAGGAUGAUUCCACCAAGAAAUGAAAGCGAACCCGACACAUGGAUCGUCUGCAACAUCUCUGUGGAGCAUGAUGAUGUACCUCUAACAAACCGGUGUGUUCGUGCCAAACUUAAUGUUGCAAUGAUCUGCCAAACGCUGGUGAGUCCACCAGAGGGCGACAAAGAGAUCAGCAGAGACAACAUCUCCUGUAGGGUCAGCUAUGUUGCCAAUGUGAACCCCGGAGGCUGGUUUCCAGCAUCAAUACUCAGACCUGUGGCCAAGAGAGAGUAUCCCAAGUUCCUCAAACGCUUCAGCUCCUACGUCCAGGAGAAAACCGCCGGGAAGCCCAUCGUUUUCUGAAUUCAACUUGGUAACCAGGACCCCAAGCACAACUUGACUGGCAGCUACAUCUUGUAUACUAAUUAUAAUUAAUUAUAUUUGUAU
Pelmatolapia mariae (spotted tilapia) is the source of this 1010-nucleotide messenger RNA. Its product is annotated as ceramide transfer protein-like. Gene Ontology annotation, molecular function: lipid binding. Gene Ontology annotation, biological process: ER to Golgi ceramide transport. NCBI's taxonomy places the organism in Eukaryota, Metazoa, Chordata, Actinopteri, Cichliformes, Cichlidae. The record is from RefSeq and is a predicted model, not a curated record. The transcript is spliced from 8 exons. Bases 24 to 926 code for a protein of 300 amino acids.